Molecule: messenger RNA, 2040 nt
Organism: Hyaloscypha bicolor E
Lineage: Eukaryota; Fungi; Ascomycota; Leotiomycetes; Helotiales; Hyaloscyphaceae
Product: MFS general substrate transporter
Exons: 9
Coding region: 187-1836 (549 amino acids)
Biological process (GO): transmembrane transport
Molecular function (GO): transmembrane transporter activity
Source: RefSeq, a predicted model, not a curated record
GAAAUCCAUAAAGUCGGCGGACUUCCCCAGCGACUGACAACCAUCCAUAUCUGGGCUUGAGAAGUCGACGGACUUCCCCAGCAGACUCACAACUAUCCACAUCCGGACUUGAGAAGUUGACCUUUAUUAUUAGACCUUCUGACUGCCCUCAAAUUCUCUCCUUCUCAAAUCAACACCACCAUCACCAUGUUGGAUCAUAUUGAGCCAGAGCUAAUUCCAGGCACGGAAAUCCUUCUCGCUUCGGAUCAAGGAUAUGGCAGGCAUUCAAGCUCCAAUGAAGAACUCGUGUUGGUUCCUACGCCCAGCGACCAACCAAAUGACCCUUUGAAUUGGAGUACGGGAUGGAAGUCCACAGUGAUCAUCAACCAGGCAUUUUUCGUCUUCAUCAGCGUGCUCACGCCCCUUUCAAUUGCUCCCCUCACCCCAAUCUUUAUGCAAGAAUUUCACAAAACCCUUCCACAAGUCAAUUAUCUGUUUGGAGCAGCGGCCAUCUCGCUCGGCUACACAAACUUCAUCAUUGUUCCUUUCAGCAAUGUUUUUGGGAGGCGUCCUGCAAUUCUGAUUUGUGGAUUGAUCUGUGUUUUGGCCAAUAUUUGGCAAGCACUCACGACGAGCUAUGCGAGCUUCAUCGGGGCACGAGUUAUCAGUGGCUUUGGGGCUGGUGCUAAUGAGAGUAUUAUGCCAAUGGUUAUCGCUGAUGUGAUGUUCAUGCACCAGCGGGGGCUAUGGAUGGGACUCUACUUCUGGGCCUAUUUUAUGGGGACAUUCAUUGGCCCCAUCAUUUCUGGCAGCAUCGCCGCUCAUAUUUCUUGGCGGUGGUUCUUCUGGGUUUGCACUAUAUUCCAAGGGGUGUCCCUGAUUCUGAUGGUCUUUCUGUCCCCGGAAACAUUGUAUAGAAGACCAGAUUCCACGGCCUCAGAUAAAAGUUCGAGCACUGGACAAACAACUCCGCUUGAAUCGAAGGUUGAAGUGGUCAAUAUGACACAAGCCAGCUCAGACACUGAGAAAGCCCCGUCUUCAAUAUCUAAAUCUCAACAGGGCUCGAACGAUCACGUUCGCUCGCUGCCCGAACGCCCAGUUGGCCGUCCCAGCAAACAUCAAUUCUCACUUAUCCCCAAGCCCGAAUUUGAAGGCAAAGAUUUAAUAUUUCGAGAUAUCCUCGCUCCGAUCCAAAUAUUUAGCUUCCCGAUUAUACUCUGGGCUGCAUUCUCACUCGGUUUUGCAGCAAACUGUCUCUUGUCACUGAAUCUGACGCAAUCUCAAGUCUUUGCCGCUCCACCGUAUCUUUUCACUCCGGCACAGGUUGGAUUCGUUAACUUCGCAUUUGUGGUUGGCGGUGUUAUUGGGUUGCUUACUGCUGGGCCUAUCAGUGAUUGGGUUUCGAUGAGGGCAACAGUUCGGAAUAAUGGUGUGAGGGAGGCCGAAAUGAGGUUGGUCGCUUUGGUGCCUUACGUGUGUAUCUGCUUGGUUGGAAUGACUAUCACUGCGGUUGGCUAUCAGCGUCAUUGGCCUUGGCAAGCAGUGGUUGUGAUUGGAUAUGGUUUCGUGGGUAUCCAAGUUGUUUCCAUCCCAGCAAUUCUCAUAGCGUAUGCGGUUGACUGCUAUAAGCAUAUUCCAGGGCAGAUCAUGGUCACAGCCACAAUAGUCAAGAACACAUUUGGAUUCGGUAUGAUCUUUUACUACAAUGACUGGGCAGUUAAAGACGGGUUUAUUCCACCCGUGAUGAUGAUGAUGGCCCUCACUGUUGGCUUCACGGUUAUUGGGAUGGUUGUCUUUAUGUUCUGGGGAAAGAAGUUCAGAAGGGCGACGAUGAACUCGAAGUUGCACACUUUGUAACGAUUGGGUGUUUACAGCUGGAGAUAUGAGUUGAGAUUGGAAAAUAUGUAAAGGAAGGGAGGUUGGGCAUCUCAAUGAAUGAAUUUUUUUAUUCUUUCGAAAUCCACUAGUUUACUAAAUAGAGUAUUGAGUAGGGGGAAAACUUUCACCUAUUUAAUCUCACUGCAUACGUUAAGAAAUGGAAUUGAAGACGAUCAAGAAACA